This is a messenger RNA of Rattus norvegicus (Norway rat), 6498 nucleotides long. The record is from RefSeq and is a predicted model, not a curated record. Lineage: Eukaryota; Metazoa; Chordata; Mammalia; Rodentia; Muridae.
AGGCAGAUGUUUAAUUGUAAUAAUUGAGCGAGCAAUUAUAUGGCAGCUCUUUGGCAGAUGAUCUACAGUGGAACGCACUUCUUCACUAAUUAUUUUCAGUAGCUAACUCUGAGUAUAAAAAUGUGCUCAGUGCUGAGGACCCAAAUGUGAAUAAUGGGAGCUUGUCGUCAUUGCCACAGGAACUGACAGUUGAAUGGUAGGGAUAAGAAAUGGACAAGAGGCAAAAAUAUGGUCACUAAGAGGAGCACAGCAGAUAGCAUGGCGAGCAUAGGUAGGGGCUAUGGUGAGAGAGGUAAAUGGUCUCUUGGCUGUGGCUAGCUCAGGCACUCUUUCAGAACUCCACACAACAGGCGGUUUUAUUAGGAACUGGACUACCAGAGACUGGAUGUCGGUAAUGAGCAAUCAGAAAGAUGAGGCAUUAGCUGGUUCAUUUGGCUAAAAAGAAGUCAACGUGAUGCUGAGGAAGCUGUCGUUCUUGCCAUCCAAUCUAAAAAUCUAACAGCUGUUUGAACUGAACUACUUCAUUACUGCCACACUUUGGUGUAUCCAUUUGUGGUCGGGAUUUGGCACGGAUUUGCAGAGGAGAAGCAAACCAGCAAACAGUCCAAACAAAAGCAAACACGAGGUCUAUGUGGGAAAGUGUAUACAAGCCUAGAUUUAAAUCACAGCGUAAAAACAAUCACAUGGAAACAAUGGUAAGUAUGUAAUCAAAAACAUAUUGGGAACAGAAAAAAAAGUAACAAAAGAACUAUAAAAAAUAAAAUAGGGGAAAUAACUGAUGAAACAUCACAAAGAUUUCUGCCUUGUGCUGCUGCAUGCUGGUUGCUGAGGCCAGGAAACCCUCUUCACCCCAGGCAAUCCAUUUUUGGUACAUACAACAAAAUCCAGCCUCUCACUGAAUCAUGUAAACACUUGGAUCAGUACAAGAACUGUAGGGUGUCCAGGGCAACCAGAAGGGGGAUACCUAUCUUUCAACAUUUAUUGACUUCAAUAAAUUCAAAUCUGAAUCUUUUCCCCCCCAAAGGAUUCAGUGAAGUCAAGAAGGCAGGCAUCGACGUUUCUACUCUGUCUAGCUCCACGUCAGAGAGAAAACACCCAUUCUAUCCAUAUCUACUGGAUCGAAGCAAGAUGUGCUUUCCUCAGAGUUUACACCAGGAAAAAAGAAGUUUUAUUCUAACCAGAUGUGAGAAAAUUAAAACCAAUAUUCUAAAGUAUUUUUAGUGGCGUAUGAUGUCAUCCGAUUUCAUAUUUUCUACCAGAGGAUAUGUAUUUUUAAAAAUUGUGAAGCCACUUUCCGUGCAGUACUUAGCCAUGAUAAGUUACAGUAAACACAUGGCAGAGUUGUGUGAUCAUAUGCUUCGCUCUUUAGUCAAAACCUGGGGAAGACAUCUAAGAGUAGGGAAGAGGAUUAAAUCAUAUGGAGCUGUCUUCUGAUCACGUCCAAGGAUGUCAUUUCUAGGGGUGACAUUUAUGGCAGGCCUUAGAGGUAGGAACCCAGUUGUGUGCAGGACAAGGAUUACUCUGAUUAUCUUUAAUCCUAAAAUAGACAUAUGUGUCUCCUAAGAAUGACUUCCAGCUUCACUCUUAAUCACUCACAGAAACCUAGCUUUAAAACACCCAGGCCCUUCUCUCUUACUGGCAGUGUCUUUUCUGUGACACGCUGGCACGCAUCCCACUGCCAGCACCUAGGUAGUACUGGGUUUCCCUGGAUCUCAGAGCCCUUCUCACCUUUGAGAACUGGCUGAAAGAGGAGCAAGAUGAACCCUAAUUUGACGGGAACUCAGUCUUUCCUUCGCACUCUCAUUUGGACAACCUCAAGCAAGCGGCCAUGUCCUGGAACAAGAAUGUAACCCACGAUGGCUUUCCUUUAACACUCUUCAAAUCCUUUCCCAAUCCUGGAACAGAAAUUUGUCCAAAGCUAUUUAAAGCUUUCCAAGAGGGCAACAGAGAGCCAAGGUUGCUAUGGGUGCUUCUGUUCUUCCUGUAUUUUGUUUCAGAAAUAGGAAAGAGGUGCUCACCCUCCGCUGCAGGCAUUACUGUGCGUCCUCCAUAAGGUGUGCUAGGAGUAAAGUUACUAUCAUCACAGGGUCCAGGGUACACGGCUGAAUUAACCAACUGUCAUUUCAGACCCAAAUCUCUAGCGCCACCCACCCAGGAGCACAAAACAUUCUGGGUUAAAAAAACAAACAAAAAAAAAACAAAAAAGAAAAAACAAAAAAUAAAAACAAACAAACAAACAAAUAAACAAAAACAAAACAAAACAAAAAACCCAACCCUGCCCCUUUACUCCUUGGCUAAGUCUUCCAGGGUGGGCGAGACUUGGAGAGGGGAACGUUGGGGGUUGAAGACGCAGUGCCAAGGCAUAGCACUCUCGCCAAAACGCUCCUCAGACAAGACAGUUUCCCAGGACCGUGUCCACCUUCCUUUUCUCAUUUCCCGGUUUUAUGCUGGAACCUUGGAAUGGUUUGGGGACCAAUGAGGUGGCAGCGGUUGAUUCAUGGAUCGUGGUGAGGGGAGAUAUCAUUUCCAAGGAGGAAAGAGCGCGCGGGGGACGGAGGGUGGGGGGGGGGGGAGGAGAGGCAGCAAAGCCAGAGGGGAGGCGGGGGAAGAAAGUGGGAAGAGGGGGCCAAAAGUGGGAGGGGAGGAGGGAAGAGAGCCUGCGGGAAAGAGCCAAGGCGGCGGAGGUGAACGCGCGAGGUAAGCAGAAGCAGCAGGUUCGCUGGUCCGGGAUACUGGGGGAAGGCGGCUGCUAGCGAGGGGCGUGGGCUGGGCUGUGGAUCAAGGGGACGGUCGCUGUCGGUCCUGCCUGGUGGUCGCGUCCCUGAUCUCAACGUCCCGCUGCCCCGGGUGUCCCCGCCCGCGCGCGCCCGUUGGGGGGCCCGGGGUGCGGCGCCGGCCGCCGGGCCGCAUUGUGACGUAGCGGGGCCGCGGCAGCGCCUCCGCCGCCCGCCGGGGUCUCCUGCGCCCGCCGCUCUCGCCGUCUGUCCGUCCAUCCCUCCCGCCGCCCUUCCCGCUCCGGAUAUUAUAAAUAUUCGACCUUACUCAAAAUGUACAAAGAAGAAUAAUGGAAGCCCCUGAAUAUCUUGAUCUGGAUGAAAUCGACUUUAGUGAUGACAUUUCUUAUUCAGUCACAUCUCUCAAGACCAUCCCAGCACUGUGCAGAAGAUGUGACUCACAGAACGAAGACAGACCAGUUUCUAGCUCUAGCUGGAAUUGUGGUGUCUCAACUCUCAUUACAAACCCGCAAAAGCCCACUGGAAUCGCUGAUGUAUACAGUAAGUUCCGCCCGGUGAAGCGAGUUUCUCCACUGAAACAUCAGCCAGAGACUCUGGAGAGCAAUGAAAGUGACGACCAGAAGAACAAUACAGUGGAAUACCAGAAAGGGGGGGAGACUGACCAGGGCCCCCAGCCUGAGGAGCUCAGCCCUGAAGAUGGAGUCGGAGGCUUGCCAGGCAAGGGCUCAGAGCCCAGCCAGGCACUGGGUGAGCUGGAGCACUAUGACCUCGACAUGGAUGAGAUUCUGGAUGUGCCUUACAUUAAAUCCAGUCAACAGCUGGCCCCGCUCACCAAGGUGACUUCAGAAAAAAGGAUUUUGGGUUUAUGCACAACUGUCAAUGGCCUCUCUGCCAAAACCUGCCCUAUUGUAAGCGCUGAGACCUCCACACCCAACAUGGCUCCAUUGUGUGUUCUUUCUCCUGUGAAAAGCCCUCACUUACGGAAAGUACCCAGUGUCCUCCGGGACCAGCACAAGCUCCCUGCGGAAGAAUCGGAGAACUCACCCGCUCCUGGUAAAUGCGGCCCUGCAUUUGAAUCAGAAAACCACAGUAAGGACUUCUUAAACAAGGUCUUUAGUGAUCCCCAUAGUCGGAAAGCUGAGAAGUCUGGGCCAGACUGCAAGCUCAGGCCCUUCCGCCUGCAGACCUCGGCAGCAGGAGCCAAACCAGAGGAGCAGGUCAACGGCGUGAGCUGGGCCAGUGCCCAAGGCGCAGAAGAAAGGACUGAGUACCUGCAGAAAGUAAGAAGCAUACUGAACAUUGUGAACGAAGGGCAGAUAUCGCUCUUGCCACACCUAGCUGCAGAUAAUCUGGACAAAAUUCACGACGAGAACGGAAACAAUCUGUUACACGUUGCUGCAUCAAAGGGCCAUGCGGAAUGUCUGCAGCACCUCACGUCGCUGAUGGGCGAAGACUGUCUGAAUGAACGGAACGCAGAGCAACUGACUCCAGCGGGCCUGGCCAUCAAGAAUGGUCAGCUGGAGUGUGUACGCUGGAUGGUGAGUGAGACGGAAGCCAUUGCGGAACUGAGUUGUUCCAAGGAUUUCCCAAGCCUAAUUCAUUACGCAGGCUGCUAUGGGCAGGAAAAGAUUCUUCUGUGGCUUCUUCAGUUCAUGCAAGAACAAGGCAUCUCAUUGGAUGAAGUAGAUCAGGAAGGCAACAGUGCUGUUCAUGUCGCUUCACAACAUGGCUACCUUGGAUGCAUACAGACCCUGGUGGAGUAUGGAGCAAAUGUUACGAUGCAGAACCACGCUGGGGAAAAGCCCUCCCAGAGUGCCGAGCGGCACGGCCACACCCUAUGUUCCCGGUACCUCGUGGUGGUAGAGACCUGUAUGUCACUGGCCUCACAAGUGGUAAAGUUGACCAAGCAGCUAAAGGAGCAGACAGUGGAGCGCGUCACACUGCAGAGUCAACUCCAACAACUUCUGGAAGCCCAGAAAUCAGAGGGCAAGUCCCUCCCAUCUUCACCCAGUUCACCCUCCUCACCAGCUUCUAGAAAGUCCCAGUGGAAAAUUCUAGAUGCAGAUGACGAGUCUACAGGCAAAAGCAAACUGGGAACCCAGGAGGGAAUACAAGUCCUUGGAAACUUAUCCAGCAGGGCUAGGACCAAAGGAAAAGACGAAGACUCUGAUAAAAUCCUACGUCAGUUAUUGGGGAAAGAAAUAUCAGAGAAUGUCUGCACCCAGGAAAAGCUGUCAUUGGAAUUCCAGGAUGCUCAGGUAUCCUCUAGGAAUUCGAAAAAAAUACCUCUAGAGAAGAGGGAACUGAAGCUAGCUAGACUGCGGCAGCUGAUGCAGAGAUCUUUGAGUGAAUCUGACACGGAUUCAAACAACUCUGAGGACCCCAAAAAUACUCCUGUGAAAAGAGUGGACAGACCUAGACCACAGCCCAUUGUGGAAAGUGUGGAGAAUAUGGACAGUGCAGAAAGCUUACACCUGAUGAUAAAGAAACACUCUGUGGCAUCAGGACGCAGGUUUCCUUUUGGUAUGAAGGCCUCCAAAUCCCUGGAUGGGCACAGCCCAUCUCCCACUUCAGAGAGCAGUGAACCAGAUUUGGACUCCCAUUGCCCGAGCCUGGGAAUGACUCCUCCAACCCAACCUUCUACAGAAGCCACUCAGUGCAGUCCUGACAGUGCCACUGCCCAGAAAGUUGCUACAAGCCCCAAGAGUGCCCUCAAGUCUCCAUCAUCCAAGCGCCGGACAUCCCAAAACUCAAAACUGAGAGUGACCUUUGAGGAGCCUGUUGUGCAAAUGGAGCAAACUAGCCUUGAACUAAAUGGAGAAAAAGACAAAGAGAGGGGCAGGGCCCCCCAGAGGACUAGUGAGUCAGGAGAACAAAUGAAAAGGCCUUUUGGAACCUUCCGAUCCAUCAUGGAGAGUUUAAGUGGUAAUCAGAACAACAAUAAUAACUACCAGCCAGCCAGCCAGCUGAAGACCUGCACACUACCCUUGACGUCACUUGGAAGGAAGACAGCAGAUGCCAAGGGAAACCCUGUGAGCCCUGCUAGCAAAGGAAAGAAUAAGGCAGCGAUGUACAGCAGCUGCAUUCAUCUUCCCUCUAAUGCGCUGGUCGAAGAGCAUCUGCGUGAUUAUGCACGGCUUAAUGACAUCAAAAGAAACACGAAGAAAACUUACAACGUAAAGCACAUUGCUGAACCAGAGCCAAAGGAACUCUUCUUAUAAAUUACUCUUAGUAUGAGUCUCACACAUGCCCUCUGGCCACCAUUGGGAGUUAAUGGACUGUGGCAAUCAGACCAUGAGAACAACACCUCACCAGCGAGCAGAAUAUCUGGAUGCCUUAAAUUUAUAAUAUGAGACUUGUUAUAAGAUACAUUUUGGACCAUAUCUGUACAUAGAACUUGUUUGAUUUCUUUUUUAAUAUGCUGUUUGAAAACAUGAUCGGGCAAUGUAUGCAUUGACACAUUGGACAUUUGAUUGAGUCGACCUUCUUGAAGCACAUCCACCAGCACCUGACACGACUAGUGUUUUUGUGAAUUGCAUGAGGAUUUGCUGAUGUUGAUUAGAUGUUCACCUUCUUUGUAACAAGGGCAGCUGUGGCUCAGCUCAGUGAGGCCAGGUCACUGGUUUUAUUUUCUGUCCAGUGUGUUUUUCUGUCAUUUCUACUUUUUUAAUAAAGAAAAUUAAACAUUUGUAACAGCAGACUCUGGGCGUGGGGGGCAGGGCAUCUACUUUCUAAUAAAUCUGUGAAGCUCUGAUUUCUAAAA